Ciona intestinalis (vase tunicate) is the source of this 1070-nucleotide messenger RNA. RefSeq names its product 3'-5' exoribonuclease 1-like. The record is from RefSeq and is a predicted model, not a curated record. Gene Ontology annotation, molecular function: 3'-5'-RNA exonuclease activity; nucleic acid binding. Gene Ontology annotation, cellular component: cytoplasm; nucleolus. Lineage: Eukaryota; Metazoa; Chordata; Ascidiacea; Phlebobranchia; Cionidae.
UUGUAUUUUUCAAUUGCAGGUAAUAACUCAGUGUAUAUGAUAAUGAGUGCACCUCAUGCUCGCAGUCGAGUGAGGAAAGAUGAUGAUGAGAUUAUAAUUGAUCCCGUAUAUCAUGCUUUGUCUCGUAUAAAUGGUGAUAUAAACAGAAUGACCAAACCACAGUUACAGCAUCAUCUAAAUUCAAAUGGAUUGAAUGAAAAAGGAGUAAAAGAAGUUUUGAUGAAACGUCUGAAGAACUAUUACAAAAAGCAGAAGCUUCACAUGAAGCCAAGUUAUGUGGAAGGAAUGCAACAUUAUCCUUAUCUGGUCGUGCUCGAUUAUGAAGCCACGUGUGAGCAGCAAAACCCUCAAGAUUACCUUCACGAGAUUAUUGAGUUUCCGGCUGUAUUAAUUGAUACAACAAGCACUGAACGUGUGGAUGUUUUUCACAGUUACUGCAAACCUGCUCUCAACCCUCAAUUAUCGGAAUUCUGCACAAGUCUCACAGGAAUUCAACAAAGUGAUGUUGAUUCGGCUCCAGACUUCACCACAGUUUUUAACAACUUUGAAACCUGGAUGAAAAAACAUGAUUUGUUUGCACCAAGAAAGUGUGCGUUUGUUACUGAUGGACCUUGGGACUUUAGUCGGUUUCUAAACAUUCAAUGUUGUUUGAGUGAAAUCAAAUAUCCAAGGUGGGCAAAGAAGUGGAUUAAUCUUAAAAAGGUGUAUGGAAACUUCUAUAAGCUUAAGAAACCAAAAAUGAUGGACAUGUUGUCCAACAUCGGACUUGAGUUCGAAGGAAGACAUCAUUGUGGGAUGGAUGAUGCAACAAACUUAUCCCGGAUCGUGCAGAGGAUGUUGGAUGAUGGAGCAAUCUUCCAGUUUAAUGAAAGACUUAACUCCGGGAAACUUGAAGUGAUUUCUGAGAAAGAAAAGGCGUUGUUGUCAUCGUAUGAUGAUGCUAAUGCUGAUGUAACAGAAGCAACUGCCGUCCUCACAACCAAUUUAAAUCAUCUACAUUUGUAAUAUGUCGAAUAUGUUUGUUUCCAAGUUUUAUAGAUUUUUUGAUUAAUAAAAUAAUUGAACUUAAA